AUGUCUCCAGUAUUAAUUAAUUUGAACUCCCAGGAGAGGGUGGACCGACUCGGGCGCUCCUAUCUCCGAUGGCUUCGGUCACCUCGGUUUGAGAAUCUGAAUAAGGACGUUAUGUCGGGCACAUCUGCUCCAAUUUUGGAUACCCCGGUUUCUGAAACCACUACCAUCCAUAUAAAUCAAUUAGAGAAGGCGUUGAAACAGCUUAAGCUGUAUACAGAUAACCAGGAAGGCCCACACAAAGAAUUCUUAGAUACAUAUCCGAAGCUAAAACAAGCUGCGGUUCUUGCGUUGCUUUUGGAACUUCCGCAUGGCGAAAAUGGAACCCAUGGAGGGCAGACAUCGCUCCCAGGUGGGAAGAGAGACGUGAACGAUGUCGAUAUCAUCCACACAGCUUAUCGAGAGGCGCAUGAAGAGAUCGGACUGCCUCUCCCUGGACACCUCUCCCAUAUCUGCACAGCAUGUUGGCGAUGCUCAGGUCGUGACUCUCCUGACAACUCGUCGGUAAACGCCAAAAGCACCCCUGGCGCACUGCCACAGUCUAUAAGAACGCUCGGAACUCUGCCUCCCCUUCCCUUCCACAGUCUUUUAGUCACGCCUGUCAUUGCGUAUGCCUCGCGCCCCGAUCUUUUGCUGCCGAUACUCAAGCCAAAUCCAGGAGAGGUCAACCGGAUCUUCCUGCACCCACUAGAAAACAUUCUAGACCCCAAGCCAACGACGCCCAUUUCAGAGGUUGGGCUCGGAAUGAAUGCUCGUUGGGCGGAUAUUCAGUUUGGUGAGGUUAUGCCUCCUUCGGAGUUGGUUCUGCAUGGAAGCGAGUAUUGGCCAUACGAGAUGACGUAUCAUAUUCAUAAAGACUACGUCUUCAACUCUCCUCCCGGACUUGUAUGGAGAGAUCACCAUUUCCAAACGUGCGCCUCCCCAAUUACAGGGAUGACGGCAGAUGUAUUGAUUUCGACCGCCCGACUUGCAUACGAGAAGGAUCCGGUCUUUGAACGAUAUGCAGAUGGCCAGAUCCGAGAUCCGACAGAGUUAAGCGUUUUGUUGUUGAAAACUGCAUCAGACUCUGGUUGGAAGAAGAAAGAUAAUUGA
This is a messenger RNA of Coprinopsis cinerea okayama7#130, 1089 nucleotides long. RefSeq lists its product as hypothetical. Lineage: Eukaryota; Fungi; Basidiomycota; Agaricomycetes; Agaricales; Psathyrellaceae. The record is from RefSeq and is a predicted model, not a curated record. Gene Ontology annotation, biological process: coenzyme A catabolic process. The transcript is spliced from 8 exons. Bases 1 to 1089 code for a protein of 362 amino acids. Gene Ontology annotation, molecular function: coenzyme A diphosphatase activity; acetyl-CoA hydrolase activity.